This is a messenger RNA of Plasmodium gaboni, 5460 nucleotides long. RefSeq lists its product as hypothetical. The transcript has 2 exons. The record is from RefSeq and is a predicted model, not a curated record. Lineage: Eukaryota; Apicomplexa; Aconoidasida; Haemosporida; Plasmodiidae. Bases 1 to 5460 code for a protein of 1819 amino acids.
AUGGAAGUAAGGAAAGAGAAAAAAAAAAAAAACGCAUGUAAUUUAAAAGAAGAUGAGAAAAAGAAAACGUCCAAAGUAUUUAUUGAAAAAACUAUAAUUGGAGAUAAGGGGAGUGAUAUAAAAAAGAAAAUCGAAAUAAAGAAAAGAGAUAACAAUGAUAAUAAAAAGGAAAAGAACAAAAGUAAUGAUAAUAAGAACAGUUUUUAUAAUUUAGACAAAAAAAUGAGUAAAGUUGAUGAUGAGAAGAAAAUAAAAGAACAAGUUAAUAAUAAAGAUAAUAAUUCAACUGAUAAUAUGAAAAAUAAAAACAAUAAUGAUGAUAAUGAUGAAAUAAAAAAAAAAAAUUAUAAUAAAUUAAGAAGAAAAUUAAAAAAUCUGAAUUAUAAUGAAUAUUUAUGUGUCUUAUGUACACCUCUUGUUCAAAUAAUUUUUGAUGAUUUGAUUCAAGCAAUUCAUAAUUUUCAAAAAUUAUCAGAUAAGUAUGAAGAAUUACAACAAAAAUAUAAAAUAUUGAAAAAUGAAGAAAUAAGAGAAGGAGAUGAAAAAGAAAAAAAGGAUUAUAUAAAUGGGCAAGCAAAAAUAAUUAAAAAUGACAAAGAUGAUAACCAUACUAAAGAUGAUAAUAAUAAAAGGAAUGACAACUCUAAUGUUGAUGGUAACAAUAAUGAUAGUGAUAAUAAUCCACUAUUGUGUGAAAUAUAUGAAAACAAAAUUAAAGAACUUAAUAAAAGACUAGAUGAAGAAUGUAAAUUAAAAGAACAAUAUAUUUUAGAAAAUAAAAAAUUAGAAAUAUCCUUAAAUAUUAUAAAACAAAAUAAGAACAAAGAACAUAAUGAAGAAGAAAUUGAUACAUCUAGUUAUGAAUUAUCACUUAGUGAUACACAUGAUUCAAAUUAUAAACGUAUAACAUCAUAUGACGAUAUUGAAUUAGAAAAAAAAAAAAAAAUAUAUCAAAAAAUGGGGAAAAAGAUAUUGAAAAAUAAACACUCUUCUAUAAUAAAUGAUCAUACCUUAUCUCUUGGCAAAGAAUUAUCAUAUUAUAAAAAUCUCUGUAAGGAAUUUAAAGUUGAGUUGGAGUUAUUAAGAAAUCGUCAGAAGGGGGAUAUCCUUGCACAAAUGGAAGAUACUAUGACCCAAGGUAAUGAUAAAUCUUUUGAGGAGAAGGACCAAGAAAUAAACUAUCUUAAAGAAAGGCUGCAUGAAUAUGAAAUUGAAAUUCGUAAACUCAACGAGCUUCGAUUAAUAAACGGAGUAAAAGAACAAAAAACAUUGAGAGAUAAUGAAUCAUUAUCUGAAAGUAUGCUAAACGAAAAUUCUCAAAAUUUUCAUAAUUAUCAAAAUGAAAAGAAUGACGAAAAAACAUAUAGCAUGGAUGAUAAUAAUAAUAAUAAUAAUAAUAAUAAUAAUAAUAAUAGUUUUAAUUGGAGAGGUUCAAAAAAUGAUAAUUCUACCUAUGAUGUUGACAACUUCAAUAAAAUAAUAAAAUCAAAAGACAAUGAAAUUUUUCAUCUUAAAAAUCAAGUUGUAUUGUUAGAAACACAAUUAGAAAUAAAAAAUGACGAUGAAAAAAAUUUUAAUGAAAUAUAUAAUGGAAAGAUAAAGGGAGAUAAUAAUAUAUAUAUUAAUAUGAACAAGUCAGGCGAAAGUUAUAGUUCAACUAAAGAGGGAGAAACUUGCGAAGAAGAUGUAGAAAAAAGAAAAGGUACAGAAAAUAUAAUAAAUGAUAAAGACAAUAAAAUGAAGAACAUGCAAGAUGAAUAUAAAGCAUAUUUGGAAUUAGACGAAUUACGUGUUGAUAUGAAAUUAAAAGAAGAAAAUAUUGAAGAAUUAGAAAAAAUAAUAUUAAAAUUAAAAAAAGAAUUAAAAGAAGAAAGAAAAAAAAGUGAGAAAUAUGAAAGAAAAUAUAAUGAAGAAAAGAGUGAGCUAGCUAUAUUAAAAGAAGAAAUGCAUUCAUUAGAAAAACAAAUUGAAGUUAAACAAAGUGAAUUUGAUUUAAAUAAAAAUACAAUAAAUAAUUUGAAAUUAGAAUCUGCUGAAUUUAAUAAUAUUAUAUCAUGUUCAAAUGAAACGAAAAAACAUUUAACAGAUUAUAUACAUAAUUUAUUGAAUAAAUUAAGUGAAUGUAAUGAAAAAAUGAAUGAAUUAAAAGAUAUGAAUAUUUUGACAAACCAAAAAAUAGAAGGAUAUAAAAAUGAAAUAAGAAAAUUAAAAACUGAUUUGAUUGAUUCAAAUAAUCAAGUAGAUGAAUUUGCAACACUUUUAGAUAAAAAAGAUGAAGCUAUAGAAAAUUAUAAAUAUAAAUUAGAAAAUAUAAAUAAAGAGUAUUCAAAUAUAAAUAUGAAAUAUAAUGAAAUAUUAAAAGAUAAUCAAAAUUUACAGAUUCAGAAUUCUUCUAAUAAUGCAAACAGUACAUUAAUUAUUCAACAGUUACAACAAGAAAUAGAUAUAUUAAAUAUAACAAAUAAUCAUUUAAAAAAAGUAGAAGAAGAUUAUAAGAUAAUAUUACAAGAGAAAACAAUAAUUGAAGAUGCAGCUAUAAAGAUACAAACCGAAUUAAAAAAGUCAGUGGAGAAAAUAAAAAAUUUGGAAGUUUAUAUACAGACAUUAUCUGUCGAAAUAGGAAAUAUAAAAACACAAAGAGAUGAUUCUUUAGAUGCACUAACAAAAGUAGCUAUUGAUAAAACACAAUAUGAAAAUGAAUUAAUACAAAGUAAAAAUAUUAUAUAUGAAUUAAAAAAACAAAUAGAUGAGUAUCAAAAUAAUGCAAGAUUUGUUGAAAAUAAUAUUAGUGAGAUUAGUAAAAUACAUAUUAAAAAAGAAGAAGAAUAUACAUUAUUAAAAAAUGAAGUAAAAUCUUUAAGAGAAAAUUUAAAUGAAAAAAAUAUUAAAUUACAAUUACUAGAAGAAAAAGAAAAAAAAUUGGAACAGAAUCAUAUAGUAUAUAAUAAUUUUCAUUUAGAAGCUCAAAAGAAAUAUAAUUCAUAUGAAAAAGUUAUUGAUAAUUUAAAAAGAGAAAUAGAUGAAUUGAAUAUAAAUAAUAGUGAUAAUAUAGUAAUAAUUGAAAAAUUAAAAGAAGAAUUACAACGAGAACAAAACAAAAAAUAUAAUAUCAAUUAUGAUUAUGUAGAUGGUUUUAUGGAUAACCAAAUGGAUAUAUCACUAUCUUCUAAUAAAUAUGAUAAUAUUAAUAAUAAUAAUAUUAAUAAUAAUAAUAGUGUAAAAGUUCAAAAUCUUGACAACACAUAUGAUGUUAGUAAUAUUAAACAUGAUCAUAAAAAUAUUGUUAGUGAUAUAAGUGGAAUCAAUCACAAAAUAGAUGGUGAUACACAAAGGAAGGAACAAGAAAAUAUAUAUAAUAAUGUGCAAAAUGAUAAAAAGACAAUUUAUAAAGGAGAAGACAAUAAUAAUUUAACCUAUGAAUAUAAUGAUGAUUUUAAUAUUUUUAUUAAUUCAAAUAAAACUAAAGUUAAGAGUAAAACAAAAAAUAAUAUAGAUAUAAGAGAAAAUAAAGAAAAUGUGGAAAAUUAUUCAAAUGAUUCUAUAAAAAAUGAAGGACAUGAUGAUGAAAAUAAAGAAAGGAAAGAAGAAUUGCCAAGAGAAAAAAAACAGGUAGAUACACAUUUUGAUAAUGUAUGUGUAAAGAAAGAAGAUAUUAAAAAUAAAGAUACAAAUGACAGUAAAAAUAUAAAAAAAAAUUAUGAUAAGAAUGAAGAAGACCUACUUCAUAGUACAUCUAGUGAUAUGUCAUCUUAUCUUGGAAAUAAUGAUAUAUCUUUAUUUAGUAGUGCAAAAUUAAAAAAAAUGUUUAAUCUUAGUCAUACAUAUAAUAAAAAAAAUAAUGCAGACAAUAAAAUGGAUAGUGUGAACAAAUUGAAAGUUGUGAAUAAAACAAAUACAGAUGAUGUUAUCUCUAGUAGUAAGAAAAACAAAAAUGAUUAUUAUGAUGAUAUGGCUUAUGAUUUGAAAAAAAAUUGGACAUAUAAUAAAGGAGAGAAAAAGAAAAGUGGGCAAGAAAAUAAAGAAUAUAUAAAUAAUGAUAUAAAAGGAAAUGAUAAUCACAUAAUGAUAGAUAAAAAAAAUAUAAAUAAAGAUUCUAUAAAUAAGAAGGAUAGUAUGAUAAAACCUAUCAAUAUGAAGAAAAAAUAUAAUUUGGAUAGUUCAUUUAUUGAUAUUAUUGAUAAAUCUAUUUAUAAAAAUAAUCAAAAGAAUAAUUUAGUGAGUCAAAUUACAAGUGAUGAAGAAAAUGAUGAGAAAUUUCCAUUAUUUUAUGUUGAAGAGAAUAAAAAUAGAAAUAAAAAUAAAAUGGAUAUGCAAAAUAAAGGGGACAUGUCUAAUUUAGAAGACGAAUUUGAUGAAGAUAUGAUGGUGAAGGGUGUAAUAAAUAUGAAAGACAAUAAAAAUAAUAAAAAAAAUAAAAAUAAUAAUAAUAAUAAUAAUAGUGAUAAGAAUGAUAAUUAUAAUAAUAAUUUAUCUAGAUAUCAUUCUAGAAAUGUAAACAAAAUUUCUAGACAAAAUAAUGAUCAAAAUGAUAAUUAUAUAAAUAAUAAAAUUACAGAUAGUAAUGUAAGAAAUAAAUCCUAUAAUGAGAAGAAUAAGAAAAAAAAUUACAAUUUUAUUUCUCAAACUAGUUAUGAAGCUAAUAGUAAUAAUAGUAGCAUUGUUUUAUUAGAUUCAUUAAGUUCAGAUAUGGGACCUAACAUAAGUGUUGAUAAAUAUAAUCAAACUAAAAAUAAGGAAAUGAUAAAUAAUAACAAUAGUAAGGGUGAUAGGAAUGAAUAUAAUAAUGAUCUAUAUAGUUCAAAUGAUUAUAAUAAUUUAAAAAAAGGUACCUUCCUAAUAAGUGAUAAUUCUCGUGGUGUUAAAAUGAAUACAUAUGAUGGCAAAGAUAAUAAAAAUAAAUAUACAUAUGAUAAUAAAAAUAAAUAUACAUAUGAUGAUAAAAAUAAAUAUACAUAUGAUAAUAAUUACAAUAUGAAUAAAACAAAUAGUAAAAUGGAUAAAUCGUAUGAGAAUAAAAAAAAAUAUACAAAUAUAAAAAAUAACAACAACAAUAAUAAUAAUAAUAAUAAUUAUAACUAUGAUAAGUAUGAUAAUUAUGAUAAUUAUGAUAAUGUAUAUAAUAAAGCAGUAAUAAGAAAUGAACCCGUUAUAUCUAACAAGUCUAAAAUAAAAAAAGAUUUAUAUAAUAAAUAUAUGGAUGUUUUAAAAAGUUUAAAAAGUGAAGAAAUGGAUGCUUCAGUUAAUACAACAAAUAAUAAAACUAUCGAUUUCACAAAUGAUUUUACAAAGACACAAGAAAAUUCAACAUCAAUAUUAUCAUCAUCUAAAACACUGCAAAAAGAUAGUUUACUAAGUAAUCUUUCUAAAUUUAAAUUUAAUGAGGAGCUUCAUGAAUAUUCCUGUGAUCCCUUAACAAUUAUUAAGCCCAUUGAGGAAUCCAACCGAGAUUAUUUUGAAUAA